CCCUCGCAUCCAUCGAUCGCGGCCGCCCGUGCGCCGAGUCCGCGCUCCCACCACUUCCCCUUUGGCGCCUUGCCUGCCUGCCUUCCUCCUCCUCCACCACCCGAGCACCAGGCAUCAGCCUUCUCGAAGCUGGACCAGACUCGCCAUCGUCGAUCACACACGGAUGGUAUGCUGAGUUUUUGUUUCUCCGCUCUUCCGAUUCCACGACGAUCUAGUGUUGGGGUUCAUCAUGCUUUACCCAAUCGACAUGAUUUCAGCGGCUCUGGCUGCAUCGCUAGCAGGCAAUCUUCGUUACGUAUCAUCAGUUCAUCACCACACCGCACGCCCGCACUGCUCGAUUCCCAAUUGUAUUUAUUUACUUUUGUUGAAUUUGCUCGUUCGAUUGCCACCACGGAUGCUUGUAAAAAUGGAAGUCCAUCCAGACUGAAGACAAAGGAGCAAGCAGAUGGGGAACAAGUCAGCGUUGGCGGCUGUCUGAUUCCAGUGCGUUGGAUGCAGCUUGGACGGUUGCGAUGCGGUCUCCCCCAAGGGCCAUGCUCUCUCUCUCUCUCUCUCUCUCUCUCUCUCAGCCUACUACUUGACUCGAAUCCUCUCCACCAGCCUGCCCGUGCCCUCCUCCCCACCUCAAUUUGUCAGCGCCGGCGCCUUCUCCAGGCUCCAGGUCCAGGCUCUCAGCUCCCGCCGGCUCUCCUCCACCGGAGCACGACGCCCUCCUUCGAAUUCUUCUUCCGUGUCUCGCGCUCGUCCCCACUCCAACACCUCUCUUCGAUUGGUACUGCAAGUGCAGAUCCAGCCGGGCUUCGAUUGCCUCCCUCGCUAGGUGGUGAUCCUAUGACUGCAAUGAAGCCUGAGCAACUACUGUCUUGGAAACAAAUUUCAGUAUUGAUCCAUGGCAUCAAACAUUAAGCCACUCGUCAUCUUGCAACUUCAAAGGAGAUAGCAAAGUGAUUUGCUGUCUCCUGGUAACCUUUGCCUGCAAGGCCCAGUGAUGGCAGAUGCUAGUUCAAGGACUGACACCUCAACUGUUUUAGAAGACAACGACAAGAAUCGAAGGAUGGAAAACGGACAAAUUGUGGCAGCUGUGCCUUCUAAUUCUUCAGAUAGGUCUGAUAGGUCCGACAAACCUUUGGACCAAAAGACCUUGCGACGGCUAGCCCAAAAUCGUGAGGCAGCAAGAAAAAGUCGGCUGAGGAAAAAGGCAUAUGUGCAACAGCUAGAGAGCAGUAAGCUGAAACUUGCGCAACUGGAGCAGGAACUCCAGAAAGCUCGCCAGCAGGGAAUCUUCAUUUCCAGCUCUGGCGACCAAACCCAUGCCAUGAGUGGAAAUGGUAAUGUUUCAGGAGCGUUGACUUUUGACAUAGAGUAUACUAGAUGGCUAGAGGAGCAGAAUAAGCAGAUAAAUGAGUUGAGGACUGCAGUGAAUGCUCAUGCAAGUGACAGUGAUCUACGACUUAUUGUAGAUGGCAUAAUGGCACAUUAUGAUGAAAUAUUCAAGGUCAAAGGUGUUGCUGCGAAGGCUGAUGUAUUUCAUAUACUUUCAGGCAUGUGGAAGACACCUGCAGAAAGGUGCUUCCUCUGGCUUGGGGGUUUUCGUCCAUCUGAGCUUUUAAAGCUCUUAGCAAAUCACCUGGAGCCCCUAACUGAGCAACAAUUGCUGGGAUUGACCAACCUCCAGCAAUCUUCCCAGCAGGCAGAGGAUGCUUUGUCACAGGGCAUGGAAGCGCUGCAGCAAUCAUUGGCAGAGACUUUGGCUGGAUCUCUUGGUCCAUCAGGUUCUUCAGGCAAUGUGGCAAACUACAUGGGUCAGAUGGCCAUGGCCAUGGGCAAACUUGGGACACUUGAGAAUUUUCUUCGGCAGGCCGACAAUCUGCGACAGCAGACAUUGCAUCAAAUGCAACGGAUUCUAACAAUCCGACAGGCUUCUCGUGCUCUUCUUGCUAUCCAUGACUAUUUUUCUCGGUUGCGUGCUUUAAGUUCUCUGUGGCUUGCUAGGCCACGUGAAUAACCAAGGAUUGCCGUUAUGUUGAGUUCCAUGAGCUGGUGUGGUGAAUUCUAUGGCGCACUCAUUGACGACGAUGCAUUACAGUUACAGCUCACUGGUGACUUGGUUUUUGAUUGUACAAUUACUUUUAGCUGCUGCUUGGUCCAAAUUGUACUUAAGUGGUGUACAAGUAGGUUAAUGCUGUAAGUUAUGGUGAUUUGUGGGUGUAUUAGCAAUAAUGAUUAGAGGAAUCAGGAUCAGUGGUCUGUUGUUUGUAAUGGUUAGAAAGUUAUUAGUCCUAAAUGUAACUCCUGGGACAUGGGGGGCAGAAUGGGAAGAGAGUAAUAAGAGUCUCCCCUUGGUUGUUAUGUGGCAUAAAUGCAUAAUGGUUAUGUUUCUGUA
Messenger RNA from Panicum virgatum (switchgrass), 2383 nucleotides. RefSeq names its product transcription factor TGA2.1. The record is from RefSeq and is a predicted model, not a curated record. Gene Ontology annotation, biological process: regulation of DNA-templated transcription; DNA-templated transcription. Gene Ontology annotation, molecular function: sequence-specific DNA binding; DNA-binding transcription factor activity. The transcript is spliced from 10 exons. The coding region runs from base 989 to 2005 and encodes 338 amino acids. Lineage: Eukaryota; Viridiplantae; Streptophyta; Magnoliopsida; Poales; Poaceae.